AUUUUCUUGUUUGUGUUUUAAUUCGUAAAUAAUUUUAUUGCAAUUUUUAUCUAUAAUUUAAAAAUAAAGAAUUAUAUUUAUAGUUAUAUUUUGCAUAUAACUAACCACAUAAACUGUAUAUUAUUUAUGUAUGUGUUAACUCGAAUGGAAAACGUUAAUAUUUUGUCGGACAAUCAUAGCCACGUAACUUCAACCUAGUUCUAAGCAAAUGAUUUAUCAAUGCGCUCUUCUGUGAGCUAUAUUUUGUCUCACGCUCCCGGGGAGUCGGUGAUGUCGCACCCUGACUACUCGCAACAUGCCCAGCACCAUGCCUGCCUGCUGGUGCUGGUUAAGGGCAUUGGCGGCAUGCUUAAAAACUUCAAUAAAUUAUGGGACAGGAUACAAAAGGUCAAUAACAUCAAAGUUACUGAUUCAACAGGGCAAGUAAGGGAUAUUUGGGUGCGUUAUGUUCGAGAUUAUCCUGUGGAGAACAAUGAUUGGGGUGAUUUUCAAACUCAUAGACGUCUUCUUGGACUCAUAACACUGAGUAAAUUCACUAAUCAAGUAGAAUUAAAUGAAGUGUGCCGUGUCCAUGAAUCUUUGAAGGUGAAAUACAUAAAUACUCUAUAUGAUUCCCGAGCAUUCAUGUUUGGUCCAAUCAGUAAUAUGAAGAAACCAGAACAGGAACCUGAAAACUAUAGCUUAUUUGAAGAUGAUAAGGUGUUCAGAGAUGGAAGUACUAGUGAUAAGACUUCCAUGCCCAGUGAACAUUCAGAUAGCUUAUCAUCAUCUGAAAGCUUUCCACAUUCUGUCUCAUCAAAUGCAUCUUGUCCUAUCCAAGAAGAGAACUUCACCACACCAUCCAACUUCAAAACCCAUGCCAUGUUCUAUGGUGAAAAUGAUCCUGUGCCUGAUUUAGAACAGAAUGUGGCAGAUUUAAUAAAUUCUCUCUUCUGGGUUGUAGAGUCUAAAAGAUUAGAGAGAUCUAGAGAGAAAUUAGAAAAAGUAUCACUCCUCUUAGCUCCAUUUGAGAAAAAGGAUUUUGUGGGCCUUGACAUGGAAUCUCGUAAUAAUAAAAAGCGAUGUAUGGGCCGUGUGACGAAGAAUCUAGCUGAUUUGACUUUACAAGCUGGAUUAGUACCAGAAAGCCUUAGCUUGUAUCACAACUCAGCAGAGAUACUGAAAUCAGUUAAUGACUGGCUUUGGUUAGCGGCAGCUAAAGAAGGUCUCUGCGCAGCUUCUGCUAUACUUCUUUACCCAAACUUACUAAAUUCUAUACCUUUACAAAGGAAUGCCAGUCUACAAGAAAGUUCUCCUAGUAAAACCAAAGCAUUAUCAUUAUUCCAACCAAAUAUGGAACCAUAUAGGAGAUAUAAAUCCACUUCAUCUAGUCCUCUGAAAUCAUCUAAAGCUUCUAGUCCAGUCAAUCUACCCAGUGAACUAACACCGUCAUCAUCUGACAGUACCGAGUUGUCAUCAAGACAAUCAGAAACUGAUAAUGGUGAUUCGGAAUCAUUAGCCUCCUCAAGUGACAUUGAGUAUCAAAGUCAAAGUCAAAAGUCAUUUUUGGGUCCUGACUUACCAUCUAUACCAAGACAACCACCAUCACAAUUACAAAAUCAGUACCUUCUGAAUGGCGAAGACAUUGCCGAAAAAUAUCGCAAAGCUAUAAUUCACUACAGUAAAUACCAAAAUGCUGGAAUAAUAGAGACAGAAGCAUGUUUUAAAGCGGCAAGAAUUGCUGUUGAACAGAAUAACAGUUUGCAUGCAUCUAGCUUUCUACAGAAUGUUAUUUUCAUAAACUUGACACUGAGUGAACAAGAAAAGAUUCAAAGAUUUGACACUCUGGCUGAACUUUAUAAAGAAAUUGGCUUCCUCCGUAAAGCAGCAUUUUGUCAGCGAUUGGCUGCCACUCGGCAAGUGAGCCCUAAUAAUCCAAACCCAGACUGGCAGAGGUGCUACUACCUCAUGCUGGAUAGUUUCCCAGGACACAAGCUAAGCUUGGAUCCUAACUAUGUAAUUCAACAUCAAGUUGGUUGGCCUGCACUACAAAUUCAACUGCUCCAAGAGUUAGUAGUCGCUGCCCGAAGAAUGGGUCACCCAGCUUUGGCAACAAGACACAUGACAUUUUUACUACAGACAAUGUGGCCGCAUUUGUCGCGGCAAGAACAUAGAGAUUUGGCUAUACAAUUACAGGCGCUGUCGGCCCAAUGCGAGGGCGGGCCAGUGCCGCUGGUGCUGCCGACGGGCGCGGUGGUCCCGCCGGCGAGCUUGUCGCACGUGCCGCAGUGCGGCAGCUUCACACCGCGCCCGCCGCCGCCUCCGCGCGCACCGCACCUCGUCAAACUGAAGACUCAGCAAGGGCCCUUCAUAUUCACUCCAAUACAUUUUGGUACUUUGGAACGGAAAGCUAAGAGGGAUGAGGGGAAAAUGGAGUAUCUUUGGGUAGAAGACGAUAUCUGCGAAGUUCAAAUGAAACUUACAAACCCAUUGCCUUUUGAGUUAAAAGUUUCGAACAUGCGAUUACUAACCUCCGGCGUCGUCUUUGAAUCUAUUCCGGAGACCAUCAUAUUGUCACCUGACACGCCCACCACGGUCAAUCUCCACGGAACUCCAAAAGAAGUGGGCGAACUUCAAAUACUAGGUUACUCGACACACACACUCGGCGUAAAAUCUAAUUGUAGACUGAAAACUAUGCCUAUGCCGAACAAAUUCCCAGCACUUUACACUAUCGAAGUUAUUCCUAGUCUGCCUACAAUUACUAUUGAGACUACAGUCUCUUCAGUGGGUUCUAUGAGUUUAUCCAGCCUGGAGAAUGUUGGUAGUACUACAAAUAUAACGUUACACAAUGGGGAGAGCACAGAGUGUUAUAUGAAAAUAACGAAUACCAGUAACGUGACUAUUGAAUAUCUAGACGUCGCUAUACAGUCAAAUAUGGACAACCAACUUCAAUCCAAGAUAUUUCAAUUCUCCAAUGAAGAUAUACAAGCUGAACUACCAAUAGCACCGAAUGACACUGCCACUAUUAACAUAAAGUUAUAUGGAGAAGCAGAUUUCUUGGAUCUAGGUGGCGUUGGGGGUGACAAUCUGUUUCCAAACAGCCUCACUUCUAAUUAUCCAUCAAGAGUGGGUUCGCCGGUGCCUAAUACAUCUCUGCCCACACAGAGCUCCAACCCGCAAACUUCAUUAAGUAGUGGUCUUAUGGCUAAUAGAACAUCUGGGAGUUUCAGAUCAACAAACUCUCAUACAACUAGUUGGUCGGCACCAAUUUCUGUUAUGCCGCCAUCUCGCGGUCGCCAAAUAGAGACACAGGUAAUAAUAAGGUAUUCGGGCGGAACUGGUAAGGAAAUGCACUGUCGUCAAUCGACAUUACAAAUUAAUUUGGAACUCUUGCCCAGUGUAUCUAUUACGCAUUGGGACGUAUUACCGGCCGAGAUACCGUCACAACUCUAUUUAGUAUUAGAUGUUACAAACUUAACCUCAGAAGAAAUGGAUUUCCACUACGCGCCUAGUAAACACAUUCUGAUUGAGAGCAAAGAGUCAUGUAGGAUACCGGUACCACUCGAUCGGUGCCCGUUUAAUAUUACGGCCAACAAAACAGACGAUGAGCUGUUGGAAUCCAAAUCCAUAAGUACUGGCACAUCAUCCAAUAGCUUAGAAUUGAUGUGUUCAGAACAUAUCACCAACAAUAUAGACCUGCGGUGGCAUCUCAUGCAGUCCGAUAUCAAUGGAAAGGCCUCUGUAAAAGGUAUAACUUUAUCGCAGACGAUGAUGGAUAUUGUCAGGAUGUCGCCAUUAAAUUGGGAAGUAAGCGUCAACAAGCAAUGCAUUAAGCCGCAAGAUGAAUAUAGUUGUUCAGCCGGCGAGUGUCUAUCACUGGGCGUCGCGGUAUGGAACCAUUUGUCGCGACCGCUGCAUAAACUCUGCCUGUCGGUACAGUUCUAUCAAGACUAUAACAACGGAGUUCUUUGCUAUAAGCUGGAUAAUAGAGUUGCUACUGCUGGAAGUAAUAAAGUAGUGUUGUCUACACUUGCUGAAUCCGCAAAAGCUUACCAUGAAUGCGCUGUGGUAUUUCUAACGCCUGGUGAAUACAAGAUCGAUAUUCAGUGUUCUACUACGGAGCCAGUACUUGACGACGUGACCAUUAAAGACACGGACAACCCAGCGAUAGUGCAAUCUUGUACUGGCGAAGUCAGCCACGUGUGGAGAUUUAUACCACCUGUAGCUAUAAGUGUUACUGAUUAGAAUAUAUAAAACCUAUUUAUUUUUGUAUAGAUACAUUAUCCAUAAAUACAUAUAUAUAACCUAAUAUUGUUACGAUAUGCGAUGUAUAAAUAUAACAUAAUUGAUUAU
Achroia grisella is the source of this 4332-nucleotide messenger RNA. RefSeq names its product protein brunelleschi (gene brun). The transcript is spliced from 17 exons. Bases 220 to 4224 code for a protein of 1334 amino acids. NCBI's taxonomy places the organism in Eukaryota, Metazoa, Arthropoda, Insecta, Lepidoptera, Pyralidae. Gene Ontology annotation, cellular component: trans-Golgi network. The record is from RefSeq and is a predicted model, not a curated record.